This is a messenger RNA of Hydractinia symbiolongicarpus, 2643 nucleotides long. RefSeq names its product dynein regulatory complex subunit 6-like. Lineage: Eukaryota; Metazoa; Cnidaria; Hydrozoa; Anthoathecata; Hydractiniidae. The record is from RefSeq and is a predicted model, not a curated record. Gene Ontology annotation, molecular function: protein binding. Bases 74 to 2398 code for a protein of 774 amino acids. Gene Ontology annotation, biological process: SCF-dependent proteasomal ubiquitin-dependent protein catabolic process. Gene Ontology annotation, cellular component: SCF ubiquitin ligase complex. The transcript is spliced from 19 exons.
AUCUACUGUUUGUUACUAGUACUAAUAAACAUUGAGCAACAAUGUAUUGAUAAAUGAAUUAUACUGCAAAGCUAUGUCAGCGUUAAGAAACUGUAACCCUGAUUUGAGGAAAUACUUGUUACAUCAUCGCCUUCCAGACAUCUUUGAGAGUUUAUUAACUGCACUUGCGGUAAAUCAACCAGAAGAUGGAAGAAAGUACAUCAUUGAGAAGAUCAAUGAACUACAAAACGAUCCAUCUUUGCUGGAACAAAUUCAGUGGGACACUUUCAUUGAUGAAGCUAAAAAGCCCAAAAACCGAUUUUGUAGUAUGGACUUUCUCUGGUCACAUGAAAAUGAAAACAUGCGGCCAACUUUAGAAAUGCUGGAGAGAGCACAUUCUUUUUACAAUUAUAACGUUCUCAAGCUGUGCUACAGUGCGCUACGGACAUACUGGCAACAAAAAUCAGAAAAUAAGAAAAUAUUGAAUGUCAAGCUGGCUUCUGCAGGAAGAUAUUAUAGACUGAGAGUGUGUAAAAAGCACUUUCGUUCAUGGCUGACAUGGGUUCGUACCGAGAAGGACAAACAAAGAAAAUUUAUUGCCACUUUAGAGACGAUAUUCGAUUAUUCCUCUGCUCGACUUGUUUUUCAAGCAUGGUUGAAAGUUGCUACUGAUGCGAAAAAAACAAGAGAAUACUUUGAGCGGAUAGAAAGAGGAGAAAUUGAGGAUCCCAAUUACGAUGGUAGUGUCAAGAAAGAUCAUAUAUCGCUACUUCCCAAACAAACUGCAGUGAAUAUAUUUCUUUUUGUUGAUCUACCUGAUCUUGUUAACUGCUCCAAAGUUUGUCGCAGUUGGAAAGAGAUAACACAAGUUACUGUAUUAUGGAGUCGUAUUGAUUUAGCAAAUGCUAAAAAAGAACUGAUUUCUAGCAAAGCCAUCACUAGUCUCAUUCAGAAAUGUCGACCAUUUCUUUGUCACCUGAAUAUCCGAGGCUGCAACUUUCUGCAUCCCAUAGCUUUAAAAAGCAUCGGAGACUGUAGAAAUCUUCAAGAUCUAAACAUUUCAAACUGUCCUAACGUUAGUGACGAGAUAAUUAAAGAAAUUACUGUGGGGUGUCCAUCAUUGCUCUAUGUAAACAUGUCACGAACUGAAAUAUCAGAUGCUUCACUGCGACAUCUGUCCAGAGAUUGUAACAGUUUGCAGUAUUUGAACAUCGCACACUGUGCAAAUAUAUCAAACCGAGGAUUGCACUACCUAGCAAGUGGGAAAGGUUCACAAAAGUUAAUCUAUUUGGACAUGUCAGGUUGUGAUCAGAUAACAAGAGAUGGUUUUAAGAUGUUGUCUAAAGGUUGUGUUCGACUCAAUUCAAUAUAUCUCAAUGAAAUGCCCUCUCUGAAUGAUGAUGCUGUGGAGGCGUUAAUGACUGAAUGUAAGAAUUUAAGAAUGUUAUCUAUGCUUCACUCACCCUUGCUAACUGAUGUCGGAAUGAGAUAUGUGUGUUCAUCGAAGAAAUUGCAUGUGUUGAAGGUGGAAGGAAACAAUUGGUUGACGGAUGCAAGUGUCAAAGCACUAACGAGAAAUAAUCAUGAAUUACGUUUUUUGUAUCUCGUCGAUGUUCCACGUGUAACCGACAUGUCGCUAAAAGCUCUUGGCCAAUGUCGGAAUUUGUUGGUGUUGAAUGUGGCUGAUUGCAUUAGGCUUUCUGAUACCGGAGUUCGCUACAUCGUUGAAGGUUGUUCCGGAGCAAAGUUGCGGGAAAUCAACUUAACCAACUGUAUUCGAGUCAGCGAUGUAUCUUUACUUAGAAUCUCACAAAAAUGCACCUCCCUGCUUUAUGCAAACUUUAGUUACUGCGAACACGUGACAGAUGCUGGUGUGGAACUACUUGCUACUAUCCCCACACUGAUCUCUAUUGAUCUCUCUGGAUGCAACAUAACAGACGCUGGUGCAAUCGCUCUUGGUAACAAUACAAAGUUGAUAGACAUAUGUUUGUCAGAAUGUUGUCAAAUCACUGAUGUGGGAAUUCAGAAACUUGUUCCAUUGGUGAAGAAUCUUGAAAAUUUUGAUAUGUCUCAUGUUAGCCUACUUACAGACCAAUCGCUUAAAAGCUUAGCCUUCUGUUGUCGAAGAUUAAGAGUUUUGAAUAUUUCUGGUUGUACUUCGAUAAGCGACAAAGGCCUUCAGUACGUAUCUGGAGUAUGCCAGUUUUUGGAAAAACUUGAUUUAUCUGGAUGUAAAUUAAUUUCUGAUCGCUCGCUGAGAUAUCUUCGGAAAGGAUGUCAGAAGUUAAAAUUGUUGAAGUUAUUUUACUGUCGUGGAAUUACCAAAUCUGGCGCUGCAAAAUUACAAAAUGCAAUCAAGGGGACAGUCUUCCACUCGCAAGAUGUUACGUCAGCGUAUUUGGGGAACCGAUUCCAGUAGAUUGCAAGCGUUUGGUUGACAGAGUCUCGAUUAAUGUGGUUUCUAGAUGAUUGCGUUAGUUGUGACGGUCAGCUGUGAUGUGUGCCCUCGGUUUUUCCAUUACCACUAGAAGUGUUUGUAUAUAAAUAGACAUGUUUAUAUUCAUCAAUGCGAAGCUUGUUGUUAAAUUAUUUUUAAUAUUGUUUAUACUAAUAACAACGUUCUUGUAUAUAAUACUGUAUGUAAAUAUUAAAUGCUGCUUCUAA